Molecule: messenger RNA, 1272 nt
Organism: Camelina sativa (false flax)
Lineage: Eukaryota; Viridiplantae; Streptophyta; Magnoliopsida; Brassicales; Brassicaceae
Source: RefSeq, a predicted model, not a curated record
GGGUGGUGAUACGAGAAUAUUUCCCAGGCUGUAAUUUUUCUUUCAGGCCCCCUACCUUCGUCGCCCGAACGAGCCACUUCCAGAAGAGCGAUUCAAAUUUCACAAAUCAAAGCCUUCUUCUUCGAAUCAGAGUUUAUUCUUCUUCUAACCUUAUCUCAGAUCUGGGAGCUUCUGGUUAUAGAUUUGGAAGAAGAUGACUGUGAUCGAUCUUCUGACUAGAGUUGACUCGAUCUGUAAGAAGUACGACAAGUACGAUGUCGACAAGCAACGGGAGGCCAACAUCUCCGGCGAUGAUGCCUUUGCUCGUUUCUAUGGAGAUUUCGAAACUCAAAUCGAAACCGCUCUCGAGAAAGCUGAACUUGUUACAAAGGAGAAAAAUAGAGCUGCUGCUGUUGCAAUGAACGCUGAGAUCCGCCGGACUAAGGGUCGAUUAGCGGAGGAAGUUCCAAAGUUGCAGAGACUUGCUGUCAAGAAGGUUAAGGGCCUUACAACCGAAGAGCUUGCUGCGAGGAAUGAUUUGGUGCUUGCACUUCCGGCAAGGAUUGAAGCCAUACCUGAUGGCACUCCGGGUGGCCCUAAAAACACUAGUGCUUGGGCUCCUUCAACAACAUCUCGUCCUGAUAUCAAAUUUGAUUCAGAUGGACGUUUUGAUGAUGAUUACUUCCAAGAAUCACAUGAAUCCAGCCAAUUCAGACAGGAGUUUGAGAUGCGAAAGAUUAAGCAGGAACAAGGUCUGGACAUGAUCUCUGAAGGUUUAGAUGCUUUGAAGAAUAUGGCAUCGGAUAUGAACGAGGAGCUGGAUAGGCAAGUCCCUCUGAUGGAUGAAAUCGACACAAAGGUGGAUAGAGCAACCUCGGAUCUGAAGAACACCAAUGUUAGACUCAAAGAUACGGUGAACCAGCUGAGAUCAAGCCGGAACUUCUGUAUUGAUAUUGUUUUGUUGUGUAUUGUUCUGGGCAUCGCUGCAUACUUAUACAAUGUACUGAAGUAAUGAGAUGAACACGACGAAAGAACCCAUUUAGUAGUACUAUCACCCGAGUCAGUGUCAGUUUGUGCUUGUAUCUUACUCCCUCUUCUCUGAUCAUUCGACGAGAGUUUUUUCUUCUUAAUGUCAAGAAUAUUGAAGUCUUUCUUCCUGCUUCGACUUUUUUUCAAUGUUGUUCGUGUGCAUAGAUUCAUCUUUGUCAAAAUGUGCGUCAAACUGAUUUGUUUGCUGUGUCUGAAGGCUGCUAUUAUUUUCCAACCAAAAUAUGGUUUACAUUUUUUAUUUUU